This is a messenger RNA of Thunnus maccoyii (southern bluefin tuna), 3175 nucleotides long. RefSeq names its product eosinophil peroxidase (gene epx). Gene Ontology annotation, biological process: response to oxidative stress. The record is from RefSeq and is a predicted model, not a curated record. NCBI's taxonomy places the organism in Eukaryota, Metazoa, Chordata, Actinopteri, Scombriformes, Scombridae. The transcript has 18 exons. Gene Ontology annotation, molecular function: calcium ion binding; heme binding; peroxidase activity. The coding region runs from base 162 to 2816 and encodes 884 amino acids.
AGUGUAUAAAUGGCAACCUCGACGCUCUGAGACAAGCACACACUGACACACACACACACACCUGUUGGCUCCCGAGAUGAGCCACGGUCAGCGCAGAGGUAAGAUACUAUGAGCGCGAUUCGUUUUCUCUCUGCGCAGAUUGAACGGUUUUAGACAUCUAGAUGGACACAGCACUGACGGUGUCCCUCUCUCUGCUUGGACUGUCUCUUGUCCUGCUAUCCUUCCCUGAGCAUGCCUCACUGAACAGAGUAUUUGACAGCUCCUCAGGAACUGUGUAUCUGGGCUCUGUAUUUGUGGAGGAGGCUCUUCAGAGGGCGAUAGAGCUGACUGAUGCUGCUUACGCUCGCACAAGCGAAAGGGUGAAGAAGUCUCUGUCUGAAGGCGCUCUGAGACCGAGUGAUCUGCUGGCUCAGUUUAAACAGACUGAAGCAAGAACCAGAACUCAGAUCCGGGCUGCUGAACUGCUGGACAACACAGUGGAGCUGAUCAGAGAAAUGGUCUACACUCACACUAUGGUUCAGCCCAACCCUCACGAGCUCCUGAGUGAAGGAGAUGUGGAGAAUCUGCUGCAGGUGACGGGCUGCUCAGCUGAGCUGCAGAGACCCAGCUGUCCCACCGACUGUCUGUCUGAGCGCUACAGAUCCAUCACAGGAGAGUGCAACAACAGACAGCACCCCAGAUGGGGGGCUGCGAACGUCCCAUAUUCCCGCUGGCUGCCUCCAGAGUACGAGGACAUGUGGGGGACGCCCAGAGGCUGGGACCCAGAGCACACUUACCACAACAUCAGCUUGCCUCCAGUGCGGCUGGUGUCUCAGGAGGUGCUGUUCACUCAUAAUGACAAUAUCUCUCUGGACUCCACUCUGUCCCACCUGCUGGUGGAGUGGGGCCAGUGGAUAGACCACGACAUGGUGCUGACACCCCAGAGCCCCAGCACAGCGGCCUUCAGGACAGGAGCUGACUGCACACACACCUGCAGCCGGGACACACCCUGCUUCCCCAUACAGAUCCCACUGUCAGAUCCUCGCAACGGCAUCCAGAGCUGCAUGCCUUUCUUCCGCUCUGCUCCGAGCUGCGUCGAGCGAGUUCGCCCCCAUCGCCACCGGGAGCAGCUCAACGCCAUCACCUCCUUUGUGGAUGCCAGUAUGGUGUACGGCAGCUCCACCAGUCAGGCCUCGGCGCUGCGUAACCACUCCUCUCCUCUGGGCUUAAUGGCCCUCAACUCACGGCACUCAGACCAGGAGCUGGCAUACAUGCCCUUCCUGCCUCGACUGCAGGCUCACCUGGACCCCUGUGGCCCUCGCAACUCCACCACUACAGGGCCGUCGGACCGAUCCGCACCACAGGAGAACAUCACAUCCUGCUUCCAAGCUGGUGAUUCAAGAGCCAAUGAGCAUCUGGGAAUGAUCGCACUGCACACACUCUUCCUGAGAGAGCACAACCGGCUGGUCAAAGAGCUACACCAGCUCAACCCUCACUGGAGCCCCGACACCCUCUAUCAAGAGGCCCGCAAGAUCAUGGGAGCCAUUCACCAGAUCCUAACAUGGGAGCACUACCUGCCGCGGGUCCUCGGUGAGAGCGCCAUGUCCCGUCUGAUGCCUCCCUACCAGGGUUAUGAUCCUGACGUGGAUCCCAGCAUCGCUAAUGCCUUCGCAGCUGCUGCGUUUCGUUUUGCCCAUGUCACUGUGCAGCCAGUAGUAUCCAGGCUGGGGCCGGGUUACAUGGCUAACUCCCAGCAUCCCUCGCUGCCUCUGCAUCAUUCACUGUUUGCCUCUUGGAGGGUUGUGCAGGAAGGUGGUAUCGACCCCGUGCUGCGCGGUCUGUUGCUGUCUCCUGCUAAGCUGCAGACUCCGGGCCAGAUGAUGGUGGAGGAGCUGACAGAGCGGCUGUUUCAGGCACAGGGAGGGAUGCCUCUGGACCUUGGGGCCCUUAACCUCCAGAGGGGCCGGGAUCAUGGCCUGCCUGGAUACGGCUCAUGGCGAAGAUUCUGCGGCCUCUCCGUUCCCAACACAACAUCAGAGCUGGCAGAAAUCCUGGGUAACCGAACUUUGGCUCACAAAUUCCAGCUCCUGUAUGGGACGCCACACAACAUCGACGUGUGGGUGGGAGGCAUCUCUGAACCUGCUCUGCCCGGAGGCCGAGUCGGACCGCUGCUGUCCUGCCUGCUGGCGAGACAGUUCAGAGACCUGAGAGAUGGGGACAGGUUUUGGUGGGAGAGAGAAGGAGUGUUCACCAGCACCCAGAGGAGACACCUCCACGCUGUCUCCCUGUCCCGCAUCAUCUGUGACAACAGCCACAUCACCCAUGUUCCUGCCGACGCCUUCUCACGCACUGAGAGCCCAGACGCCAUGCUGGCCUGUUCCCACCCACUCAUCCCCCACCUCGACCUCAGCCCCUGGGAAGAACCAGACACAGAUCCCAACUGCGGUCCGAUACCCAGGAUUCAAUCUGGCUACUCGCUGCUUUGCAACUCUGUGAUUCUCUAUCAGUGUCACUCUGGUUUCAAGCUGCUGGGCUCUUCGUCUGUCAGCUGUGAUCCAGACAGUCAGCAGUGGAGCUCCGCACCCCCAACAUGCCGAGAUAUUAAUGAAUGUGAAGAACAGAAUCCUUCUUGCCCACAAAACAUGGAGUGCCUCAACUUGCCAGGUUCCUUUAUUUGCUCAGAGCCCUCCUCGCUGUCCGCCGUGUCCAUUGUCACUGCAGUGAUAGUAGUGAUCGGCGGUAUGGCCGUGUUGGUGAUGAUCAUGAUCUGUUAUCGAAGAUAUUUCCCCAAGAAAGAAGAGUUAGUCAGUGCUGGAUGUUGCCAGGGGAAAAGUUAAUCAACCAUCUAAAUGAGUCUACUGUAAUCUGUAUGGCGAGGCAAUGGAAUCAGAAAAACAAGCUUACAAAGGUCUUUUCAAUCAGGAAACCAAAAUCUUACUGGAAUGUCUGUUCCAAAAACAGAUUUUCAUACCAUAAAGCCCCUCUGAGCGGGAUAUGGUCUCAGUAUUUCCUCCCUGUGCCUGAUUCCUGCUUACAAACCUGUUAGGCAACUGUGGGUGUGUAGCAGAGCGUUUGGUGUCGGGGUAACCAGGCGGUUCCUGGCAAUGACCUUAAUCGGUGACAUUCCGUAAGUGAAACAGGUCUGUGUCAUCCGGUUGUUCACUUGAGCUGAGAUUAAUUACCAGUGAUGAGUCAU